AUGUCCGAACGUUUGACAGAAUUUAAUCAGGCUGUCCAGACACCGUUACCGCCUUCAAGCGUAUCAUUCAAUAUCAGUGAAGUGGAAGUAAACCUAGAUGAGGAAGGGUAUGAAUUGCAGGACCUCAGUCUGAACGAGUCCCGGACCACGUCUAUCGAAAGUCUUCCACAACGAAAUGUUUCUGAGCUUGCUCCCACGGGUGGAGGAUACAAGGCCUGGUCAUUCCUAGCAGCAUCGUUCGUCGUCCAGGCCGUAGUGUGGGCCUUCCCUACCUCGUUCGGUGUACUACUCAGUGCAUACCUACGUGAUGCCGAAUUCGCAUCACAAUCAAAUGCAUCGGCCAUACUUCCUUUGAUUGGAACAUUUUCUUCCGGGAUUGUGCACAUUCAUAUAUCCAUUCCUGCAUCGCUAUCCGAAGCAGCGACGUACCUGUGUCUAUGUUGGCCUUCUGUUGUGCUUUUCCAGCCUCUUUGGCGCUAG
This is a messenger RNA of Fomitiporia mediterranea MF3/22, 480 nucleotides long. RefSeq lists its product as uncharacterized. Lineage: Eukaryota; Fungi; Basidiomycota; Agaricomycetes; Hymenochaetales; Hymenochaetaceae. The coding region runs from base 1 to 480 and encodes 159 amino acids. The record is from RefSeq and is a predicted model, not a curated record. The transcript is spliced from 3 exons.